Molecule: messenger RNA, 1405 nt
Organism: Amoebophrya sp. A25
Lineage: Eukaryota; Dinophyceae; Syndiniales; Amoebophryaceae
Source: the annotation of a GenBank genome assembly
AUGCUUGAGUGUGGAGAUCUCAAUCUCUUCGUAUCUCGAAAAGAAUUACCGGAUGCUCUGCGCUUCUUUGGCGAGAAUGCACUGGAACCGGAAGAGCAUGUCAUGCCCGCAGUGUUGCGACAGCUCGUUCCAUUUCCGCGGAUCUCGUUUUUUCACUUUGUGGACUCAGACUUGUUGCAACACAUGGCUGGCUUAGCUGAUUACGCACUGCUGGGGGCGUCAGUGACGAUUUCGCCAGAUGGCACAGGUUCGGGACGUCCAGCAACCAAAAUAUGAAAGGGGAAGAUGUUUAAUUUUCUUAACACGCGUUCAUACUCCAUCAAUGUAGAUGGGGAUCUUUGCUAAGCAAAAGUAGACCAUAAUUGAGUGACGAGAUAUAAUAAUCUAAACUUAUCAUGUUUGAUUUUUCGAAGGGUGGUUGGUUACAAAAAGUCCCAGACAGAGGUGUCGGUGCUACCUGGAAGAAAUAGGACGAAUAUCAAAAUUUUUCUUCAUUGAUAUGGAAUGCUGCGCGCAACAAGUGGGGCACGCUGUGUUUGAGUGACGAGAGUUUUCGUCCUGUGUGCGGUCGCCUCAUAGUGGGCAAGCGUGGCUGCAAGCGAAUGACGAUCGUGAACAACGCGAAGUGUUUACAGGCGCUACUUGGCCCGCUGGUAGAAAACGAAAAAUUUGAUUAAGGCUAGGAUGUAUGCAGAGUCCAAGUGUCCAUUUUCCUUCUUAUUAAAAAAAUACCACUGGUAUAUUAUCACCACAUGAUAGUAUUUAAGAAAGAUACUAGGUCUGGUACUUCCAAGGGAAGCGUAGAAGCAUUUUGGUGCACCUGCCAUGAUGGGUCUUCGAUACAACCACUAGCUUUAAGCUGUAGCUGGAUUUACGUCGUGGGAGCAGGUGCAGCUCGGUUACGACGGCGAUGGCCAUACUAUGAGAUACAUGAGUGAGGCUGUCCCUGUCGACAACCUCAAGGAUGUGCUUCUGGAUUACGAGGUAUACGCUCAGAUAAACGACACUCGUGACAAGUGGAAAGAACUGUAGGUAGCGUGAUGCUUUCCUGUCGUUUUUUCUCAGCCAGGCCCGCUUCCGCUUUUUUCAGGCAUCAAGAUGCACAAAAUAGUUACAGAACUGAUACCCGCCGUGUUAGUACUCAACAGACUUUUUGUUUGACAGACUGAUUACGCAUUGAUUUUGAUUGGUAGUUUCCGAUUGUUUGGUUGUUCGGGAAAUGCUGUAUAUCUCGAAGAGACGAAGGACACGACCACAUCCCAAUCAUUUGAUGAUGAGCUGGUAGUUUGUUUUUACGCUACUCAUAUGCUGAAUCUGUUUGUGUCAAAUUCCGCAAUGAGUACAGGAUGUCGCGAUCAUGAAUGGAUUGCGCUCGUUGUUUCCUAAAACGUGUUUAAAAGUCGAU